Gadus chalcogrammus (walleye pollock) is the source of this 760-nucleotide messenger RNA. RefSeq lists its product as uncharacterized. Gene Ontology annotation, cellular component: nucleoplasm. Lineage: Eukaryota; Metazoa; Chordata; Actinopteri; Gadiformes; Gadidae. The record is from RefSeq and is a predicted model, not a curated record. The transcript is spliced from 8 exons. Bases 23 to 760 code for a protein of 245 amino acids.
UAAUGCUCCGUUUCUGUGCGGGAUGGCCAACACGGUGGCUCUGAACCUGGGUGCUGGAGAUCAGCGGGUGGUCUUUGCUCCUCGACCCCGCAACGCCCCACACAAACUCCGCAGAGCCUCAGGACAUUCACCCCCCAUAGCCGGCGGCUUCCGCCCACAGAGAGCCUGCUCAGCCAGUCCGGGUCCUGGGGAGAAGUGGCCACUGGGGGCCCUGGAGGGCCGGGUCCAGGGCCAGGGGCCACGGCAGAUCACACCCCGCAUCGAGCAGGUGUGCGGGCGGACCGGCGAGGAGGCGGACUCCAGGCGGUUCCUCCGGCCGUACGGUGGCCACGCCCCCCCGGCCGGCCCCACCCCCCGCCGCACGGCCAGCAGGUGGGCUCCAGGACACAGGUCCAUGCCCCUGGGGGAGAUUCAGAGGCUUCUGAAGAACCAGGUGGCGGGGAGGUCUCUCGCCCCCGUGUUCCGUUCGUUCGACCCCCGCGGAGAGGGGCGGGUCCGGAGGCGGGACUUCCGGCGCGUGUUGUCGGAGUGCUGCUGCUUCCUGCUGACGGACCGGGAGUUUGAGAGGCUGUGGGACCACUACAGUCCUGACAGCGCAGACGACAUGGCCUACACAGACUUCCUCCGCAAGUUGGAGGACAGCUCCCCCCAGAACCUGGCCCUCGGACCGGUCUGCACCAGGAUGGACCCCCCAGACCCGACCCGGGGUCUGACAAACACCCAGCGCCAGACCCUCUUCCACCGAGAGUGCGUGGAAUAG